CACCGAUGAUAAUGAUUUUGUAUUAUCACACCUGUUUCUGGUACCGGCCGCUCUAUUAAAGCCUCUACAAGCAACUGUAAUCGACGGAUUGAUUCACUGUAAUUCCUGAAAAAGGUCACUGUCGAUUUUCCGGUAUUUUCGUGGUGGAAACGUAGCAGGGUAGUCCUGCGACCUUUCUCUGCCAGUGUGGUGGAUUACUUUUUUUGAGCUGAAUGUUGUUGGGCCAAAAUGAAACUUAUUUGGUGGAGCUUCUUUAGUUUCAUCGCCGCCAUUUUUCUGGAUUUUCGGACAACCCGAGCAGAAAGCCCGGAAGAAUGGAAUAGAAUAGCGGAAGAAGAGCUGCGCAAAGCACUGGAAAUGAAGCCGAAUACGAAGAAAGCCAAGAAUAUUCUCUUCUUCCUGGGAGAUGGAAUGGGCAUAUCCACGCUGACUGCUGGCCGAAUCUACAAAGGUCAACGUCAUAGACGCACUGGCGAGGAAGGAACGCUGGUUUUUGAAGAGUUUCCUCACUUGGGUCUGGCCAAAACAUAUAACGACAACUAUCAAACACCGGAUUCAGCAGGCACUGCCACGGCGUACUUCUGCGGCCAGAAAGUGGCCAUGGGCGUUCUCGGUGUGGACAGUACGGUGCGUUGGAAUAACUGCAGCUCGGCCACCAAAGACCACGACAUCUCGUCCAUCCUGGAAUGGGCACAGGAUGCCGGCAAGGCCACAGGAAUUGUGACGACAACACGCAUUACCCACGCUACUCCGGCCGCCACCUAUGCACACACUCCGGAUCGCGACUGGGAGGCGGAUGUGGAUCUGCCGGAAGCGGAUCGAACGCAGUGCGUAGAUAUCGCCAAGCAGAUGAUCGACAACAAUCCAGGGCGAAGAGCUAAUGUUAUAUUUGGCGGAGGAUUGAGCAAGUUCACACCGACCAGCGAACUGUCGGCUUCUGGUUCCGGAAAGAAAGGAUCUCGCUUGGAUGGCCAGAACCUAUUUCGAAAAUGGAAAACUCACAAAACGACUGAUGGCCUUGGCGCGAAAGCCCAGUUAAUAACAAACCGGGACCAGAUGAAUGCUCUGACACCAGAAAACACCGAUUACGUCCUAGGAUUAUUCAGUGAUGACCAUUUGGAAUAUGAACUGAAGAGGAACCGCACCGCUCGCUCCCAGCCAUCCCUGACAGAAAUGACCCGUAAAGCCAUUGAACUGCUUUCCAAACACGAACAGGGAUUUUUCUUGGCAGUUGAAGGAGGACGCAUCGAUCACGCUCAUCAUGAUGGAUUUGCAAAAUUAGCACUGCAUGAAGUGUUCGAAUUUGAUAAUGCAAUUACAGCUGCUAUGAAAAUGGUGCCCCUCGAGGAUACUCUUAUCAUCGUGACCGGAGAUCAUUCACACACGUUGAAUAUCGUUGGUUAUCCGGAGCGCGGGAAUGGGAUAUUGAAACUGGGCGGUAAGGAUAAAAGUCGACUGCCUUAUACCACCCUCUCGUAUGCCAAUGGUCCCGGGGCAGUAAAAGAUCUGCCUCGCAAAGAUCUUACGCAUGUGGAUACCGAGCACGAAGAUUUCCAGCAGGAAGCCCUGGUUUCCCUGGAUUCCGAAACGCACGGCGGUGAAGAUGUGGCGAUCUAUGCUCGUGGACCAUUUGCGCAUUUAUUCCACACCCUGCACGAACAGCACUAUAUUGCGCAUGCCAUGGACUACGCGGCAUGCUACCGGAAGCGAUACGGCGUGCACUGCAAAACUGCUGAAGAUGGCGAAGAGGAGCUAAAGCAAACCAUCCACUCCCGUCAUCUUCGACAGGGACACUGAUUAAACGCCGCUGAAAACAAUUUGAUUCGGAUCAGCGUUAAAGUUGUAUCGGUUUUGAGGUUGCAGCUGUUUUUGGGCAUGAAAUAAAAUCUUUAAUUUGAUGUAACGGAUUA
Paramacrobiotus metropolitanus is the source of this 1910-nucleotide messenger RNA. Its product is annotated as alkaline phosphatase-like. The record is from RefSeq and is a predicted model, not a curated record. Lineage: Eukaryota; Metazoa; Tardigrada; Eutardigrada; Parachela; Macrobiotidae. Gene Ontology annotation, molecular function: alkaline phosphatase activity. The coding region runs from base 229 to 1797 and encodes 522 amino acids. Gene Ontology annotation, biological process: dephosphorylation. The transcript has 10 exons.